Erigeron canadensis is the source of this 2821-nucleotide messenger RNA. Its product is annotated as probable glycosyltransferase STELLO2. The transcript is spliced from 3 exons. Lineage: Eukaryota; Viridiplantae; Streptophyta; Magnoliopsida; Asterales; Asteraceae. Bases 283 to 2577 code for a protein of 764 amino acids. The record is from RefSeq and is a predicted model, not a curated record.
ACCCCACACUCACCAAAUCCACCAAAGUAUCAACCGUUAACUUGAAGCAACAACUAGCAAAGCAGCCACAAUAUCAAACAUCAACUGUCGGUUGCAACUUACAACAUCUUCCUUUCUUCUUCUUCCAGCUCACACACACUCUUUCUUCUUACCUGCUCUUUACUUUCCCCUCAUAAUUCACACACUACUGUGUGUCUUUUCACCAAAACACACACUACCCAUUUCACAUCUCCUUCUUCUUAACAAUACCCAUAUUUCAAAAUCCAAUCUUGAUCCCCUUUUAUGGGUACAAAUUUUAUUCCAAUGGUAGUCCAAAAAGAGCCCAAAUCUUCAUCUUUGCCCACUACUUUACGCUCAAAUAGACAUUCUGUAUCUAAAUCACUUGACUUUUCCACAUGGGUAUCUGAAAAUCUUUACAAAAUUGUAACAAUCUUGUUUUUAAUCGCCACCGUCGCCGCCGUGUUCUUCCUCCGAAACGUCGGUGACUCGGCGGCGUUGCUCUGUUUUCAAAAACAAACACAACAACUUGAAACUAUUCAUUUUCCUGUUAUUAAUUAUAAUGCAAUUGAUCCUAUUGUUGAUAAAGUUUCACCUUUUUCAAGUUUUAGAUCAGAGCAAUGGAUUGUUGUUUCGGUUUCCGGGUACCCGAGUGAUUCGUUUAAGAAGUUGUUGAAGAUUAAAGGCUGGCAAAUCGUUGCGGUUGGAAACUCGAAAACCCCGAGUGAUUGGUAUGUUAAAGGUGUGAUCUUUUUGUCUUUAGAUGAUCAAGCUAAGUUAGGUUUUAGAAUUGUUGAUUACUUGCCUUAUGAUUCAUAUGUUAGGAAAAAUGUUGGUUAUUUGUUUGCUAUACAACAUGGUGCUAAGAAAAUAUAUGAUGCUGAUGAUAGAGGGGAAAUGAUUGAUGAUGAUAUAGGUAAACAUUUUGAUGUUGAGUUAGUUGGUGAAAGUGCUAGGCAAGAGGUUAUAUUGCAGUAUAGUCACGAGAAUCCGAAUAGGAGUGUUGUCAAUCCGUAUAUUCAUUUUGGGCAACGGUCGGUUUGGCCUAGGGGAUUGCCUUUAGAAAAUGUAGGUGAGAUUGAACAUGAAGAGUAUUAUACCGAAGUAUUUGGUGGAAAGCAGUUUAUACAACAAGGGAUUUCAAAUGGGUUGCCUGAUGUUGAUUCGGUUUUUUAUUUUACUAGGAAGCCAAAUCUUGAACCUUUUGAUAUUAGGUUUGAUGAGCAUGCCCCGAAAGUUGCGUUUCCUCAAGGAAUCAUGGUGCCCAUGAAUUCUUUUAAUACUUUGCAUCAUUAUUCAGCGUUUUGGGGUUUAAUGCUUCCUAUUGAUAUAAGUUCGAUGGCUUCUGAUGUGUUGAGAGGUUAUUGGGCACAACGGCUUUUAUGGGAAAUUGGUGGGUAUGUUGUGGUUUAUCCUCCUACUGUACAUAGAUACGAUAGAAUUGAAGCGUACCCAUUUGCAGAAGAGAAAGAUCUUCAUGUUAAUGUGGGUCAUUUGAUUAAGUUUCUGGUAUCGUGGAAAUCUGAUAAGCAUAGAUUGUUUGAAAUUUUAAUGGAACUUAGUUACGCUAUGGCUGAGGAAGGGUUUUGGACUGAAAAAGAUUUGAAGUUUACAGCGGCUUGGAUUCAGGAUUUGAUUGCUGUUGGUUACCUGCAACCUCGGCUAAUGACACUGGAACUGCAUAGGCCAAGAGCAGCCAUCGGUCACGGAGAUCGAAAGGAUUUUGUACCUCAGAAGCUACCAUCUGUUCAUCUUGGAGUUGAGGAAACCGGAACAGUAAAUUAUGAAAUAGGGAAUUUGAUUAGGUGGAGAAAGAAUUUCGGGAAUGUUGUGCUUAUACUGUAUUGCAAUGGACCUGUUGAACGAACUGCUCUUGAGUGGAGAUUGCUGUAUGGCAGAAUAUUCAAGGCUGUUGUUAUCUUGUCAGAAAAGAAGAAUGGUGAACUUGCCGUUGAAAAAGGCCAUUUGGAUCACCUAUACAAGGAUCUUCCAAAAUUGUUUGAUAGGUUUUCAAGUGCAGAAGGAUUUUUGUUUCUCCAGGAUAAUACAGUUCUUAAUUACUGGAACUUGGUCCAAGCAGAUAAGACUAAGCUCUGGAUAACAGACAAGGUAUCAAAAUCUUGGACCACUGUUUCAUAUAAUGGAAACCAAGACUGGUAUGGCAAACAAGGAGAAAUGGUUAACAAAGUAGUGAGCUCAAUGCCCGUUCAUUUCCAAGUCAGUUACAAGAAACAUAUGACUAGCCAUGACUCGAGCCUCACAAUUUGCAGUUCUGAGGUUUUUUAUGUUCCCCGAAGGCUAGUCAGUGACUUCAAAGAUCUUGUAUAUCUUGUAGGAAAUCUUGAUAUUCACCAGAAGGUUGCUCUUCCCAUGUUCUUUGUAGCACUGGAUUCCACUGAGAAUUUUGACUCGGUAUUUAGGACAAUGGUGUACAAGGAGAAACCACCUUCGAAUGCUUCAAGUUAUUAUUCUCCUGAAGCAGCUGCAGUUUAUCCAUGGAAUGUGUCAACUGAGCAAGAAUUCAUUAAGCUUAUCAGAAUAAUGGCAGCAGGUGAUCCGCUUUUGAUGGAGUUGGUUUAAAUACCUGCAUUUUUUGUACGAUUCUUUCUAUAGAUGAAUAUGAACUUUCUGUAGAUUCUUGUGGUGGACUGUUGGGGAUUUUGUGUAAAAGUUAUAGGGUGGAAGGAGGAGAUGGAAAAUAGAAGUAAAAUUUCUCUUAUUUUUCGUUUCGUUCCUGAAUUUAGUACAGAUUUUGAAAGCAGGCCUAAUUUGUACAUUGGUAUUCAUACAACUGAAGUAUACAAUCUACAACUUGUUUCUUCUC